Molecule: messenger RNA, 474 nt
Organism: Brassica oleracea var. oleracea
Lineage: Eukaryota; Viridiplantae; Streptophyta; Magnoliopsida; Brassicales; Brassicaceae
Exons: 1
Coding region: 1-474 (157 amino acids)
Source: RefSeq, a predicted model, not a curated record
AUGAAUGGAAGGAUCAAUAAUUGGUUCAGGAGGCUGUUAUCACGCGGAGGGAAAGAGGUACAGAUCAAAUCGGUUGCACAAGCGACCCCCUCCUACGUUAUGUCUUGCUAUCUUGUUCCGCAGGGAGUAUGUAAAAAGCUUUCCGCCACAGUGGCGAGGUUUUGGUGGAGUACAAGAGAUAAUAAUCGAGGGAUUCACUGGAUUGCUUGGGAUAAAAUUUGCGUUCCCCUGGGGAAAGGAGGUUUGGGUUUCCGAGAUUUUAGAGACUUUAAUCUUGCCUUAUUAGCGAAGCAGGUAUGGCGCUUGUUGGUAUUCCCGGACUCUCUGAUAGCACGUGUACUCAAAGGUCAAUAUUAUCCUCACUCGAACCCUCUCCGUACGGGUAAAGCCUCGACACCAUCAUAUGGAUGGAGAAGCUUGAUGGCAGCAAAACAUGUUCUUGAAGACAACAUCUGUAGAACAAUUGGAACAUGA